Molecule: messenger RNA, 3780 nt
Organism: Trichoderma gamsii
Lineage: Eukaryota; Fungi; Ascomycota; Sordariomycetes; Hypocreales; Hypocreaceae
Exons: 7
Coding region: 1-3780 (1259 amino acids)
Biological process (GO): iron-sulfur cluster assembly
Cellular component (GO): cytosolic [4Fe-4S] assembly targeting complex
Source: RefSeq, a predicted model, not a curated record
AUGGCCGACUUUCGGCAGCUGGCCCUCGACUUUGUCCUCGAAGACGAUGAGGCUAAACUCACAGAGUUGGCCCAGAGGGCGGCCAAAGAGCUUGAGAGCACAGCGGGCUCCAACCCUGUCGCUCGGUGGGUAGAGGCUGUACAGCCGUGGAUGCCUGGGAACAAGGAGACCGAAGACUCACAAGAAACUCCAGAUUGGACAUCAAGAGCCAAGGCUUUGGAGUUUCUAUCUCGUACACUGGACUUUGUGAAGCCAGAUCUCUUCAAAGCAGCUCAAGUGAAACUAUUAAUUGCCUUUUUUGGCGCCAUGCUUGACAUUGACCACAAAGCCGGCGUUCUAGCUUCAGCUUCAGCCCUGUCUCGAAUCAUUGCAAUGAAAUGGUUUCAGCCAGCCAGCGGUUAUGAUAUCAUCGAAAAAGUAUGCGCUAUGAAAGAAGAUUUCCAGAGACAGACUCCCAAGACUCGUCUUGCCGUCUAUGAGCUGCUGAGGUCCCUCUUGGCUACCCCUGAAGUUGCAAGCAAUCUGAAGCAAAAGGACGGCGCCUCUUGCUCGUAUCUGCUUAAUUUGCUGGAGCUGUGCCGGAACGAAAGAGAUCCGGACUGCUUGAUCGUAUGGUUCGAUAUUCUUAGGAACUUUCUUCAGCAGUACGACCCUUCAGAUGAAGUUGUUGAGAAAGUCUUUGCUGCUUUCAAGGCGUACUACCCCAUUACCCUACCGCGACUGUCUCAAAGUGGCAUCACCCCGGAGGACCUCAAAUCUCAGCUUCGAAAGUGCUUCUCGUCGACAUACCGUCUUGCCUCUCACUCUUUGCCUUUCCUUGUAGGCAAGCUUGACCAAGGCGAUGGGGUUACGGUAAAUGUCAAGGUUGAUGUUUUGAAAACUAUAAGAGAGUGUCUGGAAGAAUACACGAACCCAGAGCAAUCAAUCAUCCCAUACGUUGGUCGGAUCUGGGGCAGCCUCAAAUACGAAGUCCGGAAUGGAGAAAUCGAAGAUGCCAUUUGGGCCACCCUUGAAGUGCUCAAGACCCUCGCGACAAAGCUAAAGGACGAUAAUCUCCGCAACUACACCCUAGAUGUGACGCGCGAUUGCGUUAGCGACUUGUCGAAUUCGAUGUACACGACUCAGGCUGGCCGUCUCAUUGUCAGUGUCCUCAGUGCAAACCCUACUGCGUUUGUUCUCAUGGUGGCGCCGACCGUUACGCACUUAAAGGAGAACUUGCGGCGUCCAAAGUCGGCGACUCAUACGCAAGAUCUAUUCAAGAUACUCAAUGUCAUCUUGGAGACGCGAUUGCUGCUGUCGCAGACUCAGAUGACGGAUGAGCAAAAAAGCGAUUUUGCCGCUGUUGAUGGCGUCUUUAAGAAUCUUUAUAGCGACGUGUACUCCUCUCCCAUCACAGCUUCAAGCGAACAGAGUGCCACCGAGGAUGAUAUCAAAAUUGCAGUGGAAGCCGUCCAGGGAGUCGGCGCACUGGUCUCCCAAAGAGCUAUACAGUUUGGAUCGGAGAGCGACGCUGCACUGCUUCUUCCCAAGGCUCUGUGCUCUGAAAUUGGCUUAUAUGUGUUCUAUAUUGCCCUGCAUGGGUUUGACAGCAGUUAUCCAUGCUCGAGCUCGGACGAUCUUCUAAACGAGACAGCAAAGGCUUUGUUCAGAAUCAACCAAGCUCACCCAGCAGGUUUCAGGCCUCUGAUUGAUUGGUUUGUGACGGUCAUCCACGGCAGCCGUCAAGAUGGAAGCGACGAAGCCAGCGAAAAGAUUCAGAAAGUAGCUGCUUUGCUAGCCUAUGUUGGAUGUUCCGAACUAUCGAAAACACCCAUCGAUACGCGGCGCCACUUCUUGUACCUAAUCCAUGUCAUGACCACGGAACUAGAUACAGCAAUCAAAACAAAUGCCAACAAAAAAGUUUGGUGUGCGCUACUUGUCGGCAUUCAGACAACUUCCCGCUACUUCAACGACGCUUGCUUGAAGCAUAGUCCAGAGAAAGACCAGGCAUUUGAUGGUACCAUGUGGCUGUAUCGAGUUAGCUACAAGUUCCCCGAACUGCAGGCAUUUGUAGAAGAAAAGGAAGAGCAAGACGGCAUCACACCAAGUUACGAUACUGCAGCACCAGCAAAGGAGCUAACUGCCACUGCACUUCGAAAUGACUUUUUACUCAUUGGCCUUGCCAUCGUCCGAGGCCUCUAUCGCCGAGCCACAACUACAGUUGGCCCUAUCGCUGGGUCUACGAAGCCUGCGCUUCAGCUCUGUGAUAGCUUGUCGAGUUUGGACGAUCCAUCCGAGUACCGCUAUCUUCAGCUUGUUUCUGACUUUGCGAGUUUCGUUCUUCGCGAGAUGGGUGAAACCCAGCAAGUAUCGCUCAAACUCGACCAUUACCUGUUGAACCUGUUCCAAGAUGAAAUAAUACCAGUUCCCAUUACCCUGCCCGAGGAGGGGAGAAGGCUCAGUUUAGACAAAUACACGGAUGAAGGGGGGUCUGCAUGGGGCUGGUUGACUGAAAAGACGGUCAAUACUCUUUACUACGGGCUCUUGGAGGCUAUGAGGCCGUCGGUUAUUGCAAAGCUGUUUGAUUAUGGAAUUGCUCAAGAGCUUCUAAUAAGCAGCACCUUGAGCGCCUCCAUCACUCAGAACCCAGUCACAAGGCCGGUAACGAGGUCCAUCUUGACCAUCUUGGCCAAUAAAUACAAGGUGGAGGAUCUCAGCUACGUAAUGGCCAGGCUGGAGGGCCGAUUAGAAUCUGCUCUACAUAAUGUCCAGAACUCUUCCGACAGCGACGAUGCUUCUCGCUACUUGGAGCAAGUCUCGUCCAUUUAUGCAAUAGUCAGCGGUAUUGUCCGUCGGCCAGGCGGCACACAAGCCCGAGGCUUGAUUCAAACACUGCGCGACGCUCCUCGAAAUGCAGCCACGGGCCAUCUUCUGGCUCGGAGGAUGGAAAUGAUUGUUGCGCCGCAGCAGUUCUUGUCAAAGGACAGCUUUGCUGUGGUGAAGCCGCUUUGGACGCAAAAGUUGUAUUUUGACUUGGUCAAGCCCAUGCUGGAAGUCGCUACAAGCCAAGUUUCCGAGGCUGAGAGCCAGCUCAUCAAGACGAACUACAGGAUUGGUGUUUUGUCCAUGGUCAAGCACAUGCCCUUUUCCAUCUGGGAAGACGACUCGGUCGAGAUUCUACGCGCGUCGGUGGUGUUAUCUCAAACCCUGGGCGCGGGACCCGACACCCUGCCCGCGCUGCAGAUACUCAAGACCAUUCUGGCAGAGUCAUCCGACAAAGCCCAAGAAUUCAUCAAGAGCCUGAUCAACAUCGCACUGCCCUGCUUCUCUCUCAAAGUCGCCGCAGAUCGCAAGCUGCCAGACUGGCUGCCCCCCAGCUACGUUCCAGCAAGGAUCCGCCCCGACACCGAAGCUGAAUGCGGCAGACUGGCCCUGGAAAUCGUCGGUGCGCUACCACGAUUGUUCGAAUCGACCUACGUGGUGCCCUUUGUGCCGCAGAUCAUUCCACAACACAAAAUGGAUCGCUCGCUCAGCAUGGAGGAGGCUUCGCCGUCUUCGCGAGUCAACAGCCACAACGUCGCAGAGGCAGCGGAUUAUUCUGCUGGUCAAAAGAAGAAGAUCCUAUACGUCCAUCAGCAGCACCGGCAGCACGACGGCUCUUCUGCUCAACAGCAGCAGCAAUUGAGCAGCAGCCCUGAGAGGGAGCCGUACAUGGAGCUGGAGAGGAGGGGCAGCAAUGAGGCUUCGGCGAGGCGGAGGCCUUCGCAUUCGGGGUCGGGAUUUCUUGGGACGAUGCGAUGA